Molecule: messenger RNA, 2890 nt
Organism: Ascoidea rubescens DSM 1968
Lineage: Eukaryota; Fungi; Ascomycota; Saccharomycetes; Ascoideales; Ascoideaceae
Gene: CDC9
Product: DNA ligase (ATP) CDC9
Exons: 1
Coding region: 124-2760 (878 amino acids)
Biological process (GO): Okazaki fragment processing involved in mitotic DNA replication; DNA biosynthetic process; DNA recombination
Cellular component (GO): nucleus; mitochondrion
Molecular function (GO): ATP binding; DNA ligase (ATP) activity; DNA binding
Source: RefSeq, a predicted model, not a curated record
GACUUUUUAGUAAAAAAUCAGCUUCAAACUGGAAGAUCCUGUAAAUACCCUUUUAUUUUCUUCAAGAACUAUUGCUCAAUUUCUUUGAACCACUAUUAUCUCAACCAGUUUAUAAGUUUAGAAAUGUCCAUCAAAAAGACCCAGAAGAAACAACACAACUUCAGACAACAAUCAUUAGCCAGUUUUUUUUCUGGUGCAAAACAAAAUGAUAAAGUGGAUAUAAAAACACUAUUGUCCAAACCAAAUCCUUCAAAUACCUCUGUUUCUGAUUCUAACGAUUUAAGCAAUGUAAAGAUUCACAAGCUAUCAGACAAUAUGAUAGAUAACGAACAAAAAGAGAAAAUUUUGACAAAAAAAGAUCAAAGCGACAAUCACUUUGAACCUAUAGAGCCUCAAUCAUUGAGCAAAAGGAAAAGAACAACAAAGAAAGACGAUACAAAUUCUGAAACAGUUGAGAAAUCAACAGAAUUGUUGCAAUCAAAGAGAUCAUCUAAAUCUAAAAUAAAAACUAAAAAAUCUAAGGCAGCAUCAAAUAAGAAAUCAAAAAAAGUGGAAAAUGAAGAUGCAAUUGAUAUUUCUUCUGAUAAUGAGUCUGCUAUUGAAAUCAAUGAUUCUACUGAAGACGCAAUUGAUGAAAAACCAGCUCAAAAAAAGAGAAAAUUGACAAGGAAAAAACUCGUCAAUGCAAAUUUAGAUGAUAGCGAAAGUGAUAAUGAGAAAAUUAACGUUGCUUCUAUAAAUGAAACUAAUGCAGAUGAUACUGAUCCACCUGAAGAUGAUGAAAUGCUUCGACAUAAUUCUUCAAUUCACGAAAAUGAAAUCAAAGAGGCUGAAGAAUUAGCAUCAAUAUCUUUAGAAGAAACAAAAACUAAAAUACCCAGAUUCAAUCCUGAAGAUAAUUCAAUACCCUAUAAAUCUAUUUGUGAUCUUUUCCAAGAAAUUGAAAAUGAAUCUUCAAGAUUAAAAAUUAUAAAAUUAUGCUCAGAAUUUUUUUUAGAUGUUUUAAAAUUCGAUCCAAAAAGUCUAAUAAUUGUAGUUUAUCUUUUUAUCAACAGAUUAGGUCCUGAUUAUGAGGGUCUAGAGUUGGGUUUAGGUGAAACAUUGUUAAUUAAAACUAUUACACAGUCAUCUGGAAGAUCUGCUGCCAAUAUUAAAAAAGAUUUAAAAGAUAUCGGUGAUUUGGGUGAAGUAGCUCAAAAAUCAAGAGUGACACAGCCUGCUAUGUUCAAACCAAAAACAUUGGAUGCACUCACUGUUUUCAAUAAUUUAAAAAACAUCGCCAAUUCCAAAGGUUCAAAUUCUCAGCAGAAAAAAAUCAAUCAUAUAACAAAAAUGUUAACUGCCUGUGAAGGAAAUGAAGCUAAAUUUUUGAUUAGAUCUUUAGAAGGAAAACUAAGAAUCGGUUUAGCAGAAAAAUCAGUUUUGGUUUCUCUAGCUCAAGCUUUAGUAACGUUUGAAUUAGUCUCAGAUGGAAAGAAAUCGAAAAAAGCUAGUGCUGAGUUAAUUGUCAAAGCUGAAGAUAAAAUUAGAGAGGCAUUUUGUCAGGUUCCAAAUUACAAAACUAUAAUUGAUAAGUCAAUUGAGUACGGCGUCUUGAAACUAGAUGAGCAUGUUCGUUUAUCUCCAGGAGUCCCAUUGAAACCAAUGUUAGCAAAACCAACUAAAUCAAUAUCAGAAAUUUUAGAUCGUUUUCAGAAUGAAGUUUUCACCUGUGAAUACAAGUAUGAUGGAGAAAGAGCCCAAAUUCAUUUGAUUCACGAUAAUGGCGAAGAAAAAAUCAAAGUUUUUUCAAGAAACUCUGAAGAUAUGAGUCAAAGAUAUCCAGAUAUCAUUGAUUCUAUUAGAGGAUUUAUUAAAAAAAAUAAGAUAGGAAUGGUGAAAUCUUUGGUUUUAGACUGCGAAGCUGUUGCUUGGGAUAGAGAUGAGUCAAAAAUUUUACCAUUCCAAGUUUUAUCAACUAGAAAAAGAAAGGAUGUCAAUAAAGAAGAUAUCAAAGUUCAAGUUUGUAUUUUUGCAUUUGACUUGCUUUGUCUUAAUGAUGAGCCAUUAAUUACUAAAAGUUUGAAAGAACGAAGAGAUUUGAUUGAGGAAUACCUAAAUCCUGUUCCAGGCAAAUUUCAAUUAGCCACUAAAAUAGAUACAGCAAAUAUUGAUGAUAUCCAGGGAUUUUUAGACAGCUCAAUAAAGGAUUCAUGUGAAGGGCUAAUGAUCAAAGUGUUAGAAGGUAAGGAGAGUCAAUAUGAGCCAUCGAAGAGAUCACGUAAUUGGCUUAAAUUGAAAAAAGACUACCUAAAAGGUAUUGGUGAUUCAUUGGAUUUAGUCGUUGUUGGUGCUUAUUAUGGCAAGGGCAAAAGAACAGGCAAAUAUGGUGGGUUUUUAUUAGCAUCAUACAAUCAACAAUCUGGGGAUUAUGAAACAACAUGUAAGUUAGGAACUGGAUUUUCAGACGAAAUGUUGCUCCAAUUAUAUGAGAAAUUAUCAAAAUUGGUGAUAGCGCAACCGAGAAGUUAUUACUCUUAUGAUAGUGGUAAUGCAGCAGCAGAGCCAGAUGUUUGGUUUGAGCCAGAGGUGGUCUUUGAAGUUUUAACUGCAGAUUUGUCACUUUCUCCAAUCUACAAAGCCGGUUGUGAUACAUUUGGAAAAGGAAUUAGUUUAAGAUUUCCAAGAUUCAUAAAGCUUAGGGAUGAUAAAGGAUCUGAAGAUGCUACCAGCUCAGAUCAAUUGGUUGAAUUUUAUGAAAGACAAUCAAGUAUUUCUUAAUUAAAUAUAAUAUAGAUAUCUAUAUAUUUAUGUUUUCAGUUAUUAUACUUGAUAGAAUUUGGUUUAUUUUAACCGGCUUUAUUGUAACAUAGUUUGUUGAUUUUGGUUUGAUUUUAAACAAUUGAAAUUA